Molecule: messenger RNA, 1075 nt
Organism: Synchiropus splendidus (mandarinfish)
Lineage: Eukaryota; Metazoa; Chordata; Actinopteri; Syngnathiformes; Callionymidae
Gene: arl10
Product: ADP-ribosylation factor-like 10
Exons: 4
Coding region: 127-798 (223 amino acids)
Molecular function (GO): GTPase activity; GTP binding
Source: RefSeq, a predicted model, not a curated record
UCUCGUCAGAUACAAACACGUUGCCCAGACACACGCCGACUCUCUCGCGGCGGCAGCGGUGGUGGUCCCGAGGGUCCAGGUCACGCUCGUCUAGUCUCGGAUCAAUCGCAUGUUUGGCUGGUUCCGAUGGUUCUGCUGCGACACCUGUCCAUCGCCCUGACCGCCGCCGUGACUGCCUUCGGCACCGCGCUCUUCAUCGCCUUCAACUGUUUCUACCGGAGAAGAGUAUGGACUCCACACAGACGGUACCGACCCGUCCAGGAGGAGGAGGAGGAGCGAGGGACGCGGCAGGUUCUGGUCCUGGGUCUGGAUGGUGCGGGGAAGAGCAGCAUCCUCCAGGGUCUGGCACCUGGGGGUCAGACGGGCAAUAGGGGACGCUGUCGACCCACCCGAGGCUUCAACUUCAUGAGUCUGAGCAGCCCCGUGUGUCAGCUGGACUUCCUGGAGAUCGGUGGCGGAGAAGAUCUGCGGCGGUUCUGGUCCGACUACCUGAGAAAGACUCACAUUCUGGUCUACGUGGUCGACUCAGCCGACAGAAGUCGAUUCUCGCUGGCCAGGAGCGAACUCCAUCGCCUCCUGGAGGCGGAGUCACGACUGCCGGUGGUCAUCCUUGGCAGCAAACAGGACAAACCCGGCGCCGUCAGCGUGUCGGAGCUUCACCACAUCUUGUCUCUGGACUUGGUGACGGACGACAGGAAGUUGUUCCUCCUGUCCGCUGAGUUCAGCUCUGAUGGAACACUGAAGAACUCAGCCCCAUGUUUGCAGACCUUCCAGGAGCUUCUGUUGCAGCUAGUCUGACUGGGACUUGAGCACAGAGACCGACUGACCUCUGGAUAUUUUGGAGAGAAUCACCAGAAUACUCCAAAACCUCCUCAUUGUAGCUCCAUGUCUGUGAUGUGUGUGGUUUAUUUAUGUGUUUUUACUCUCUGAAGUGUGUUUGUCAGAAGUUUACACAAUGAAUUACGGUCCUGAUGGAUUCUUGGUGAUGACUGAUUCUUUGAUAUGAAACAUCCAACCAAAACAUGUGCCAGAUGAAUUUUUGUGGACUCAUGGCUGACUGGAGAUGUUUGGGACU